GGUUGCUGGUUGGUUGUUGUAGUAACCGGGGAAGCUGCUGUCGGCGGCUGCCUUGAGCCCGGCUGGGGAAGAAGGAGGGUGGCAGGCGCAGAGCGCUGUCCCAGCCUGCCCGCCCCGAGCCAUGGGAAGAUGAAACAGGAAUCUGUGCCACCCCAAUUGUUUGAUCUGGUGAAUCUGCAAGGAAAGGUCUCUGAGGCCCCCAUCUGCUGACUGCAUGACAAACUCUAAAGGAAAUGCCAGUCGUGAUGGCCCGGGACCUGGAGGAAAUGGCAUCAUCCUCAGAGGAUGAGGAGGUGAUAAGCCAAGAGGAUCAUCCAUGUAUCAUGUGGACUGGAGGCUGCAGGAGAAUUCCAGUUUUGGUAUUCCAUGCUGAGGCUAUUCUGACAAAGGACAACAAUAUUCGAGUCAUUGGAGAACGUUAUCAUUUGUCUUACAAAAUUGUACGAACGGACAGUCGCCUGGUACGCAGCAUUUUGACAGCCCACGGAUUUCAUGAAGUUCAUCCAAGCAGCACUGACUAUAACCUAAUGUGGACAGGAUCCCACUUGAAGCCCUUCUUACUUCGUACCCUCUCUGAAGCACAAAAGGUUAAUCACUUUCCCAGGUCGUAUGAACUAACCCGGAAGGACCGACUGUACAAAAACAUCAUUCGAAUGCAGCACACACAUGGAUUCAAGGCUUUUCACAUCCUCCCUCAGACCUUCCUGCUGCCAGCUGAGUAUGCGGAAUUCUGUAAUUCAUAUUCAAAGGACCGGGGACCUUGGAUAGUAAAACCAGUGGCCUCUUCCAGGGGGCGGGGCGUCUACCUGAUCAACAAUCCAAACCAGAUUUCCCUGGAAGAGAACAUCCUGGUCUCCCGUUACAUUAACAACCCCCUGCUCAUAGAUGAUUUUAAGUUUGAUGUGCGCCUCUAUGUGCUUGUGACUUCCUAUGAUCCUCUUGUCAUCUAUCUCUAUGAAGAAGGAUUGGCGAGGUUUGCAACCGUGCGAUAUGACCAAGGAGCCAAGAACAUUCGGAACCAGUUCAUGCACCUGACCAAUUACAGUGUGAAUAAGAAGAGCGGAGACUAUGUCAGUUGUGAUGAUCCGGAAGUGGAGGAUUACGGGAACAAAUGGAGCAUGAGUGCUAUGCUCAGGUAUCUGAAACAGGAAGGCAGAGAUACACUGGUGACAUUGAUGGCCCAUGUAGAAGACCUGAUCAUUAAGACCAUAAUCUCUGCUGAACUAGCUAUUGCCACAGCCUGUAAAACCUUUGUUCCUCAUCGCAGCAGUUGUUUUGAACUCUAUGGCUUCGACGUGCUCAUAGAUUCUACCCUGAAGCCGUGGUUGUUGGAAGUGAAUCUCUCUCCUUCUUUGGCCUGUGAUGCACCUCUGGACCUAAAGAUUAAAGCCAGCAUGAUUUCAGAUAUGUUCACUGUUGUAGGGUUUGUGUGUCAAGAUCCUGCCCAGCGGGCAUCAACCCGGCCAAUUUAUCCCACCUUUGAGUCUGCCAAGCGAAACCCGUUCCAGAAACCUCAGCGUUCCCGUCCACUCUCUGCCAGUGACGCGGAAAUGAAAAACCUUGUGGGCUCAGGACGAGAGAAAGUGCCUGGGAAGUUAGGAGGGUCUGUGCUUGGUCUGUCAAUGGAGGAGAUCAAAGUUUUACGGAGGGUGAAGGAGGAGAAUGAUCGGAGAGGUGGAUUUAUUCGCAUAUUCCCUACAUCAGAGACUUGGGAAAUAUAUGGAUCCUACCUUGAACACAAGACCUCCAUGAACUACAUGCUGGCGACGCGUCUCUUCCAGGACAGAAUGGUGGUUGAUGGAGCACCGGAACUGAAGGUAGAGAGUAUGAAUUCGAAGGCCAAGUUGCAUGCUGCUCUCUAUGAAAGGAAGCUCCUGUCUUUGGAGGUGCGAAAACGUAGACGACGGAGUGGCAGAUUGAGGGCAAUGAGGCCAAAAUACCCAGUGAUUACCCAACCAGCUGAAAUGAAUGUUAAAACUGAGACAGAGAGUGAAGAGGAGGAAGAAGUUGCGUUAGACAAUGAAGAUGAAGAACAGGAGGCUUCCCAGGAGGAAUCUGCAGGGUCUCUUGGAGAAAAUCAAGCCAAGUACACAUCCUCACUGACCAUCAUGGUAGAAAAUUCACCCAAAGAAAAUGCUAUGAAAGUUCCUGAAUGGAAUAACAAAGGUGAACAGUGCUGCAAAAUCGAGACUCAAGAGCCAGAGCCUAAAUUUAACCUGAUGCAGAUUCUGCAAGAUAAUGGCAAUCUUAGCAAAGUGCAGGCCCGAGUAGCAUUCUCUGCCUAUCUCCAGCAUGUUCAAAUUCGCCUGAUGAAAGACAGUGGAGGUCAGACGUGCAGUGCCAGUUGGGCUGCCAAAGAGGAUGAACAGAUGGAGCUAGUGGUUCGUUUCCUCAAGCGAGCAUCAAGUAACCUCCAACAUUCAGUGAGGAUGGUAUUACCCAGUCGAAGAUUGGCACUUCCGGAACGCAGAAGAAUCCUGGCCCACCAGCUGGGUGACUUUAUCAUUGUGUACAACAAGGAAACAGAACAAAUGGCUGAAAAGAAAUCGAAGAAGAAACUUGAGGAAGAAGAGGAAGAUGGGGUGAAUACGGAAAACUUUCAGGAGUUCAUCCGACAAGCAAGUGAGGCUGAACUGGAGGAGGUGUUGACUUUUUAUACCCAAAAAAACAAGUCUGCAAGUGUCUUCCUGGGGACUCAUUCAAAAAGUUCUAAAAACAGCAACAGUUUUUCUGAUAGCGGGGCAAAGGGUGAUCACCCUGAAACAAUGGAAGAAGUGAAAAUAAAGCAGCCCAAGCAGCAACAGGCAACAGAAAUUCACUCUGAUAAAUUAUCUCGAUUUACUACUUCAGCAGAAAAAGAGGCUAAAUUUGUCUGUACCAAUUCUUCCUCUGCUUCUUUCUCUGGUCCUGCUGCUGCUCUUCUGCAGAAAAUUCCCAACACCCAUUUGUCAUCUAUCAUUGCCACCUCUGACCUCUCACCAGGGUCAGGCCACCAUUCUUCUCUAUCUCACAUUCCUCCAGCUCUUCCCAGCAUGCCUCACCAGCCAGCAGCUUUACUGAGCACAGUCCCUGACAGUGCUUCUCCCGGCAUACAUCCUGGGACACAGAACUUAUCAAGCCCCGCUGGCCCGCCACGCUGUCGAUCAGGCAGUUACACCAUUGGCCCCUUUUCCUCUUUCCAAAGUGCGGCACACAUAUAUAGCCAGAAGCUGUCUCGUCCCUCUUCAGCAAAGGCAGCUUCAUUCCAUCCAAACAAGCAGCAUUCAGGAGUAGCCAAAACACAAAAGGAGGGAGAAGAUGGUUCUUCAUACAGCAGACGGUACAACCCAAGUAUGGUUACUGCUGAACUUCAGCGGCUAGCCGAGAAGCAGGCGGCAAGGCAGUAUUCACCAUCCACUCACAUCAGCCUCCUCACCCAGCAGGUAACAAACCUGAAUUUGGCAAGUGGCAUCAUAAACAGAAGCAGUGCUUCAACUCCCCCCUCGCUGCGGCCUGUCAUCAGUCCUGGUGGCCCAAUGUGGCCAGUACAGUCAGACCCCCAAGCUCCUGAGAGCCACACCACCCCUCCUGGAAGCAGGAGCCUCCAAACAGGUGGCUUUGCCUGGGAGGGAGAGGUGGAGAACAGUGCGUAUAGCAAGGCUACAGGGGUGGUCCCCCAGCACAAGUACCACCCCACAGCAGGCAGCUACCAACUCCAUUUUGCCCUGCAACAACUGGAACAGCAAAAACUACAGUCCCGGCAGCUUCUGGACCAGAGUCGAGCCCGGCAUCAGGCAAUCUUUGGCAGCCAGACACUACCUAACUCCAGUUUAUGGACAAUAAAUAAUGGUGCAGCUUGCAGAAUUUCAAGCGCCACAGCCAGUGGCCAGAAGCCAACCACUCUGCCACAAAAAGUGGUGCCACCUCCAAGUUCUUCCUCCUCCCUGGUCCCCAAACCCCCAUCCAGUCACAAACAAGUCCUCAGAAAGGCAACGUCCCAGAGGACUUCCAAAGGAUCCUCCACGGAAGGGCAGCUGAGUGGACUCCAGAGCAGCCUUAAUCUGCAGCCUUCGUGCCCAUCACCAGCUCCGCAGGAUCUUUGGAAGCUCCCCAAAUUGUUUUCGCCAGAUCCAAACCCUUGCCCACACAAUCUGGAACUCUUGCUACAGUUAUAGGACAGAGAAAAUCAAAGUCGGUGAAGUCAGGGCCAAUUUAAGGUAACAGUAAGAAAUAAAAGCAUAGUUUUUUAUUAUAACUUGCUGACUUUAUACCACAGCAAGAGAUUUAAUAGCUAUCAAGAGAAGUGAUAGUUUCUCAAAAUGACAAGGAAAUUGACAUUUUAUAAAACAAAGCUCAGGCAGGACUCUCCAAAACCGUGGAUCAGUUAAGCUACCACUGGCUUGCUUCUGUAUUGACCUACCAGUAGGUGGCGCUGUGGCAGUAAGAAAUGUCCUUGCUAUCAUGGAGGCUUUUGAUUAAAAGUAAGGGGGCAUUGAGACUGAUCAAAGAAAGAAACUAAAGCCAUAAUUGAGUUAUCACAGGUAAAAUGUAACAGAUGUAUUGAAAAGCAUGAUAUUUGACAGUCAAAUUGCAAUAGCAUCUAAAGAGAAUGAAUAGUUAUUAUUAAAGAUGAUUAUUAAAGAAGACUUUUAGACUGCAGAUGGGUAGUUUGUGAACUAGACCUUUAGAUAAUGGGAGUCAGUCAGGAAGCAAAAUUUUUUUAAAACUUUUUGGUGAGAUUGAUUAAUUAUGCUUUUUCUCUGAGUUACUUAAGAUAAACGUACCGUAAUUGGACGCAAAACAAACUAUAAACCCCAUCCUUCCACCCAUACAGAAAGAGCUUCUACACUGAAGGAAUGACCUGACUUGAUAAGGCUGUACCCACACUUCACCAAAGUGGCCCCCAGUAUUUUGUUGCCAGCUAUGGCCUUCAAAACUUUUCAGAAAAUUCUGUGAAACCUCAAGGUUUUAAUGAUUCCUUUCCUCUUUGCUUUACCCUACACACUAAUGCAUUAAUGGCACACCUGCUAUGAGCUUAAUACUCUUCUUACCUCUAGGAGAAUAUUUAUAAACUUAUUUGAGAAGCAUUAUUCAUCAAACUACCCCAGGAGAGCAAGGGAGGGAGGAAAAUUAUUUACCCACCACAGGAUUCAUUUACAUUGGAUCAGAAAGCUUCAAAUAUCUUUCCCCAGCCCAUCUAAACUCCUUCCAAAAAGGAAUAAGAAGAGAGAAGAGAACACCAAAUCCAUGGCUUGGUCAUCUACCAAAAUGUACCAGAGAAACUGAAAACAACCAGAAUUUUAUUAGUAAUACUUAGCCAAUGGUCCUUUAAUUCUGAUACUGAGCAGCCUAUCCGGUGAGGAACGACUCAUAAAAUAUAGAAAACUAAAGCAAGAAGGUCAAUAUUUCCUUCAGGAGACUGGCAGCCAGAAGAAUGAAUAUGACAUCAAGCUCCAAACCAAACCAAUGGCCUGCCAAGAAGUACUAAUGUCCAUCCGUUUCCAGCGCUGUGAGACUUGGACUUGCCGCAGUUGUAAUAUCGCUUUCCUUGAACCUAUUUCAUGAGUAUCCCUUACAAUCCACCCAGAACAUUACAUGGCAAAAUAGGAUCAUCAGCAAAGAGGCCUUGGGAAAGAUCCCAUCUCUCAACAUUUAAAUUUCUGUUGCAAACACAGCACUGCAGAGCCUUGGCUGUAUGUGAGCCAGGGGUGGGUGAUCCCAAAUGGCAGUGGUGAGACCACAUGCCAAGUGUGUGUGGACCCAGAAGACACUGGGCACAGCAUAACUGCCAGCCGGCUUUAGAGGCAGGCCCACCAGCCUGGCAGAUGGCAGAGUAGUUAGCUAGGUUACCAGGUAAAGAGGCAGAGUCCACAGCCCAUCACCCAGAGGCACGCUUUGUUCUUGUAAAUGCAGCGUAGGCAGAACCAUUGCUUGAGCAGAGGUCCUUUCAGCCACAGCCACAAAAAAUGUCAUCACCAGCUGUGACAGUCCCAGAACCUCUUCAUAUAUCAGUUUAGCGAGGCAGUCAGGUUAGAUUCGAGAAUUUGAAGUGUGUUUGCAUAACAUGUUAUAUAAGACUGAAAAAAAAACAUCAGUUGUACUUAUCAAAGAAUGAGGCAAAUGUGCUGAAGGAUAUUGGGGACUAAAGGCUAUUUGAGAUCCCAAUAUGUUGCCCCAGGCAAGGUCAUAUUUAAACAAAUGCAUUGUUCUGUGUCUUUUAUUCUGUGUUGUCAAUUUGGCACCCAUGCAUCACAGAGUCAAUUAUAUUAACUAUAUUUUCUGUAUUCUUGAUGCUUUGGUGUUUGGGUACGCACAGACCCAGGGAGAGACUUCUCCUUUAAUUCCUAAAGGUAAGAACGCCUUGCCCACGAGCAUGCCUUUUACAUACAGACCAGCCCAUCCCAAGCUUAUAGCCCCAUCCACCUCCUUAUUGAACUCUCACAUGGCAAGUCAAAAGUCCCCUGGCCCGAAAUCACUCCAGUACCAGGGGCCAGGCAACUAGAGACCACCCCUGUAGCCCAGAGCCCACUAGAAUUAUUCAGACUGGCCAGUCUUAAGCUGUUAUCAAUGCCCUGCAUAGACUUCCCCCUCACUGCUGUCUUCGGUCCCCUGAGCACACUGGUGUUUGCCCCUGUGACCAUGGGUGGUAUGCAGUGACCCCCCACCCUGGAACCUGGCAGUAAAGUCAGCUAUUUCUUGCCAAGCCUCGUUCUCACCUCCUCCUUGGCCGCACUGACUUUAGCUCACCAUACCCACCAUGUACAUUCUUAGAACACACAGCAAUAGAAGAAUAGCUUUGGUUUGUAAUACAAGGAACCAGAUGAAAUUCAGAAUCAAUUCGGUUAGUAUCACCCAGUUCUAAACAACAGGUCACAGCACUCACUUCAUUAUAGGCUGUAUUGCACAAGCGCUGUUUUAACAGUGUGUGUUUUGCUAGUCUCACUCUGGCUGUAGCCACACAAGAAGGAUGUGGAUCCCUCCACAUGGCAGAAUUGCCUGGCUGCCAGCCAUUGAAAUGUCGUGCUUUCCUGUCCUGAGGCCUCUUUCAUUUCAUUUAGUAACUCUGUCUACAUUCAGCAACAAAACUCAAGCAUAGCAGAACAACCUGGAUGGGAGUAGGGGAGGAAGAAGCCUGAUUUUCAGUUUAGGGGGCUGAAGGGGGUUACUUCUAAGAACCGACUCAAAGGGGGUUCGUUUGCCUUAAAGAAAACCAGGGAAAUCUAUUUCUGAAAUGGAUUAAGAAAUGGACCACUGAGAUAACAUCUGAAAACUGAUAUUGUCUCUUGCUGGGCUGGCAAAGUCCCAAGAGAGGAGUGAUGAUUCCUCAAUUGUUAACAAUUACUACUUUGUUAAUAAAGAGACAGGGGCGUGCAGUGGCUCCUUUCUCCUAUUACAUUUAUAUUACAGAAGCACACACGUCUGGAAAAAAUGCCUGGCCCCCUGGAUUGUUAGAGUUGUACCUACCACUGCAUCUUGUAGCAGAUUUGUGCCAUCCUGUGUAUCAUCCAUUGGCUUUGGUGGAAAAAGAUCCUGUUUAUUCUUGUAGUUCAGAAUUGGGCAAGUAACCAGCAUAACACUGCCUUACUCUGUGAGUCUUUAUCCUUAUCACUCCAAGUUAUCAGUCUAUACUCUGUGGUUAUUCAUCCCAUGAACCCACACAUCGUGCUGCCAGCUUCAAUGAGAUGCUUGUUAUAGGCACAUACCUUUGCUUCACCGUGCUUAUAUCCUUAGGACAUAAUUGCUCCUAAAAGUUCUAAAGAACGAAAACUGCAUGCUAAGCCAUGCCUGUGUUUGGAAAAUGCAAACUUUGCACAUGGAACUAUUUACAGCUCUGCUGGCCUGAUCUGUAGAAUUUGAACUAGGUCCCAAAGAGAGUAGGGAUGUGAUGCAGGGUGUGCAGAACAGUGACUUGAAGUAUAUUGUCCUGUUGGCAUGAUUGGCAUUGACAUUUAUUCUUUCAAAUUGCGAUUAUAAGGAAAAAAACUCAGAUUCUCCCAAGUCCUCAGAAUGAAGAGCAUCCCUGGUUAAACAAUAGUAUCUUGUACUUCUUUGUUCUUAUCUUUCAGAUAUGCGAGUUUUGUCCAUUUAGGGCUUCUGCAGGUAUCAAGGAGCCUUCUUCUUUUGUAACCUAAACCCAGGUUAACUAGUUAUCUGAUACCAGAAAGGAACAGGUUGAAUGUGUGGAAUGUCCCACUGGCUACAUCAAUAAAACAGCACACAUCCCCCAUAAAAUGGGAACAUACCUGGGAAAGCCAACCUGGCUGUAAGAUGAUGUGAAGAAAAGUCAGCUGCUAUUUUAGAAGCUGCCAUUUUAUGUUGUUUAUUUGUUGGUUUUGUGGUGGUGGUGAAGUAAAGAAUCACUCUUUUAGAUCAGCUGGACUGGAAAGUGACUUUGAGGUGUUUUUUUCCCCCCUUCCAUUCACUUCUAAUUUACUUCCCAGGGAAAUUAAGACAGGUGACAAGCCCUAAUGAAGAUGUCUUGGAAUUUGAUGAAAGGUUUGGUUUUUUUUUUAGUUUAUUAUAGCUGAGCUGCAAAAAAGUUUAGGUAGUGUUCAUAGUUAUUCAUCAGAUGCUGGGAUAUGAAAUUUUUAGAAAUACGACCUCACUCGGGCUUCCUGUUUUGUAUUUACUCAUCCGUUCUACCAUUUUCCAGUACAAAUCACCUCCAUGCCUGGUACAUAUUCUUACCCUCCUCUUUUUUGCAGAGGAUUUGAGUUGUCUGAAGUCACCUUUGAUUAUCUAGAUGAGCCUACCCUCAGAUUACCAACCCCUGUGAAAGAAAGUGAUUGUACAUCAGCGCAGAGUUGAAACAGUUUUAGGAGCCAGACCUCAGGAACACCUGUAGCCUUAUCUGGACAAUUAGUGACUCUAGUGGCUAAACAGCGAGUCAGUUAGUCCAGCCCUAGGAUCAGGUCACCUGUUGUCUCUCAGCAGCCAGCUCACAUUGUCCCCAGGUUCACAGUUCUACUUAUGACUCAGAGCCUCUCUGUGUGAUUGUUUCUCUCCCACUUGCUGCAUUCAGCUUUCAAAAGACAGAGUCAAUAUAUUUUCCAUUCCGUCAGCCAGCAAAGUGCCACUGGUGUGCAGAAAGGUAGGCAGAUGCCAGGCUGCUACUAGUGUUAGCAUGAUUAGGUGAGGUAAAGCUGCCAGCAUAUGAAUUUCUGGCAAUUUUCUUCAGGUGAGAUUGUAGCCCGCAGGACAGCAUAGGCUUUAUAUCUCUAGCAGAGAAUCUUAAAAUAUAAAAACACGUGCAAUAAAACCAUAAAAUGAAGGGAUAAUCAAGGCCAGAAAACAAGAUAUUUCAAACUUUUCAAAUAGAAGACCAAAUAAAAUUACUCUAAUUGAGGUUAAAUUUAGUUCUGAAUCUUCUAACAACCAGGACAAAAAGGGAUAAAUACUCUGGGGGAAAACUAAGCUUUUUUUCCUAGCUCUAGUUCCAAAAGAAGUGUUUUGCAUACUUUAUAUAGGGGGCAGUGAAUGAAGUGAUAGUGCCUUCAACGACCUAACAUAACAGAAGUAGGUCAUACUUCUUGGCAUCACCAACACGAAGGCAAAAUAUUUCAGUGCAAGUCAACGAAGAUGGUUUUCUGAGGGACAAAACUAAUGUAACCUACGUCUCUUUGUGGUCCAGCAUAACCCAUGGGUAAGGUAUUGGUUAUUCAGAGGACCGGAUGGGCUGCAUGUGUCUCAGGCAAUCUGAAAAUACAACUUCCUUCAAUUGAUUGCUUGGUAAGAGCCAGUUGUGCUCUUAGACCAAAGCCCAGACACCUAGUCUUCUGCAUUACUGGUUGAAGAUGCAUCUGUAUGCUUUGGGAAGCUAGUGGCACAGGUUGUAUAUUGUGAAAACUGGAAGCUAAGCAAUAUUCCCAACCCCAUCGUAUGGCGUAUUUCUUCUCUGUUCCUUUAUUUGUGUAGACUUUCCUCUGCCUAGGUACCAUCUGCCUCCUCUUGCCUGCCUUCAUCCCCAGUAUGACUAACGCCUAUUGGUCUUCCUCCCUCCUUCCCAACCCCAGCCCAUUCUUAUGCUCAGUCAGCUUUCUGACUGUGCUCCUAUGGCACUCUGGGAUUACCUCUGCGGUGACAUUCACAACACUCUCUAUCCUUACAGAUUACUUGACUGUUCUUCCCCCGUUAGACUGUAGUUCUCUGGAAGGCGAGGAGCAGCUCUGAUUUGACUCUCAAACCUCGAGAAUUAGCACAGUGCCCAACCUGUAGUAGGGACUUAAGAAAUUUGGAUUGGGAGUUCCUGUCAUGUCUCAGCCAUCAGCGGACCCACUAGCAUCCAAGAAGACACAGGUUCGAUCCCUGGCAUUGCCGUGAGCUGUGGUGUAGGUCACAGACGCAGCUCUGAUCCCACAUUGCUGUGGCUCUGGCAUAGGCCAGCAGCUACAGUUUCGAUUGGACCCCUAGCCUGGGAACCUCCGUAUGCCACAGGUGCAGCCCUAAAAGACAGAAAGACCAAAAAAAAAAAAGAAGAAGAAGAAAGACAUUUGAAUUGAUUAUGUGAAUGAGUGUAUUUUUGUACUCUGCAUUUGUUUAUUCUUUUCUGUAAUACCUGUCCACGUAUGCGAAUACUUCUUAUCCUUUAGGGAUCCAGUUAAGUUUUGUCUCUUCCAGUGAUCCUUACUCAUGUAAUUACAUUUAUCUUGCCAUUUUUUAAAAAAUUUCUAGGGCACUUACAUUUUAUAUCACAAAGUUCAGCAUUUCAUUGUAUCAUGUCAUCUUUUAUCACUACUUACUUCUAGGGUGAAUUGUUUCUUCAUUAUGAUCAGAAACUGCUUGAGGGCAGGAUUACAUUCCAUAAAUUUCUUAAAUCCCUAGCAAUACCAAAAAUCCUUCAUUACCAUGUAACAUUAGCCUUUAAGGAAAGAAUAAAUAAUACACAUAAUUUUUUUCUGGAAAGUAGUUUAUUCCCUAUAUUCUUUGGGCUUCAAAUAAAAUCCUUAACCUCAGAAGAUGAAAUCUUUCAAUGAAGAUUUCAUAAAUAAUGUACUUUAUCAUUACAUAGUCUUCAAAAUUAAAAUAACUUAAUCUGUAAAUUACCUAAUAUUUAUAACCUACUUCUUGCAAUAUUUUAUUUUUUCCUUGCAAUAUUUUAAAACUAUUUCCUAUAAAAUAAGAAAGGACUAGUACCUACCCUUCAGAUAACAACUUCAUACACAUUUAUAACUUUAUACUAUAUUCUGUUACAAGGCGGGAUUCAGUAUAAAGAUGUUUUAGACCGCACCCAAGGAUCUCUUUAUAAGGGAGCAAAAUUAAAACGAGGUUUAGUUCUUGAAAAAUAUUAUCCUUCAGCUUUUUUUUCCCCUCUGUACCAACUUGUUGAAGCUCUUUGACUUUAUCACAUAGAUCAGGUUUUGCUUUAGAACACUGAACUACUUUAUUCUCUUCUGAACUCUCUAUGAAUUCUUUAGGCUCCUCUUAAAUCGUACAGUACCUGAAACUGGACACUAUAGCGUUCGAGCUCUUCCUAGUAUUGACUGAAGUAUAAAAUUAUCAUUACCAUUUUGGAAUCAUAUGUUACACUUUUAUUUAUGUUUGUACAGUGUUCUCAGAAACAAAACUAAAGUUCUCUCAACCCUUACCUCUCACCUUCACUAUUUCCUCUUCCUUCAAGUUCAAUACCAUAUGGCAAAAUCACUGUCAUCAUCAGAAAUAAUACCUAACUUUUGUAAGAAUUCCAAUAUAAACUGGAAAGAGCAUAACGCUGAAGUUAAUGUGACCUGUCUGGGCUCCACCACUUCCCAGUUGGCAGCUAUGAGCUAAUCACAUAACCUCUUUGAGUUUCAGUUUUCACAUCUGUGUAGUGAGCAUGAAAACAUCAGUCUUACAGGAUGAUGCAACUAAUACCAAUCAACCUGAUUUUAAAAUGGACCAAGGACUGGUAUAGACAUUUCUCCAAAGAAGUUACGCAAAUGGCCAAUAAGCACAUGAAAAGAUGGUCAGCAUCACUAAUCGUAAAGGAAACACACAUCAAAAUCAUAAUGAGGAGUUCCCGUCGUGGCGCAGUGGUUAACGAAUCCAACUAGGAACCAUGAGGUUGCGGGUUCGGUCCCUGCCCUUGCUC
Molecule: messenger RNA, 12046 nt
Organism: Sus scrofa (pig)
Lineage: Eukaryota; Metazoa; Chordata; Mammalia; Artiodactyla; Suidae
Source: RefSeq, a predicted model, not a curated record